Chironomus riparius is the source of this 771-nucleotide messenger RNA. NCBI's taxonomy places the organism in Eukaryota, Metazoa, Arthropoda, Insecta, Diptera, Chironomidae. The record is from the annotation of a GenBank genome assembly.
AUGACACUAAAGAAGAGAAUAACCGAGACAAUUUUUUACACAAAAGAAAAUGUCAAACGCAUACGCGUACAGUCAGUAAAAUUUCCAUCAAUAAAUUUCAAUGCGAUUAAAUUUCAUUUGCCUACACGUGGCACGAGAGAUGACUAUAUGUACGAUGGAACAUUUCAUGAAGCUGUUGGGAGCAUCCUUGCUGUUGCACAGCUGUUUGGUGAGCAUCUUUUAUCGAUAACAGUUGGAGCACAUGGCGCAAACAAUUGUCCAACGAUAAAGGAUCCCAUUAAGGCAUUUUUCGUUCGAAAUUAUCCACAAGUAUGGCUCAUUUUUCCGUACAGCGGUUGGUUGAGUUCAUUGACAAAAUUCCUUAACAUUAUUUUGACGUUUGCAUGGAGCUACACAGACUUGUUUGUCAUCAUCAUUAGCAUUGGAUUAACGUCUAAAUUUGAUCAACUGAAUGAUGAAUUGCGAAAGAUGAAGGGAAAGCGAGGAAUUAGACCAGACCAAAAACCAACAUUUGCUCAUACAUUUUACUUCUGGAUAUCAUUAUCUUAUCUAAUUGGAAGAACAUUAGCAGUGUCUCUAUAUUCAGCUGGCAUCAAUGAUGCAUCGAAGAAGCCACUCGAAGUUUUUCGAUCCGUUUGUCGUGAAGACUGGUGUGUUGAAGUGAAAAGAUUCAAUGAGGAAGUUGCACACGAUACAAUUGCAUUAUCUGGAAUGAAAUUCUUUUAUCUGACACGAAAACUUGUAUUAUCUGUUGCUGGGACGAUUGUGUAA